Miscanthus lutarioriparius is the source of this 273-nucleotide messenger RNA. Lineage: Eukaryota; Viridiplantae; Streptophyta; Magnoliopsida; Poales; Poaceae. The record is from the annotation of a GenBank genome assembly.
AUGAACGAGGGCUCGUCGUGGCAUGGCAUCACCCACCACCACUCGUCCACGUUUGACACGCUCGCCAUGGACCCGGUGCUCAAACAGUCCAUCGUCGAUGACCUCGACAGGUUCCUAGGGAGAAGGGACUACUACCGCCGCAUCGGCAAGGCGUGGAAGUGCGGGUACCUGCUCUAUGGCCCGCCUGGCACCGGCAAGUCUAGCCUCAUCGCCGCCAUGGCCAACUACCUCCGCUUCAACCUCUACGACCUCGACCUCUUGGAGGUGCGCUAA